AUGAAACCAUCAUCUCUUUUCUCGAAUUCAGAGAAAACAGAGAGAUGGAUGUUGACGAAGAUGGGAAGAUUAACGCCAUUGCUCUUGUCUUCUUUUUGCAUAACUCUCUUCUUCACCGGUUUCUUCGUCUUCCCUCAGAAUCCUUUUAAAUCCAUCUCCGAUCGAAAAUUUCUCUCCCUCCAACCUCAAAUCGAUCCGGAAUGUGAGUUGUUCAAGGGACAUUGGGUUAGAGACAAAAGAGGAUCUUUGUACACAGACUCAAGCUGUCCUACGAUUCCUGACUCCAAGAACUGCAUAAAACAUGGGAGGCCAGACAGAGGUUUCUUGUUCUGGAGAUGGAAACCAGAUGGCUGCGAUCUUCCUAGGUUUAACCCUAAGGCGUUUCUCGUUAUGGUUCGAGGCAAGAAGAUGAGGUUUAUUGGUGACUCUGUAGCAAGAAACCACAUGGAAUCCCUUCUCUGCUUGUUGUCAUUGGAAGAAACUCCUAAAGAUAUCUACUCUGAUGGAGAUGACAGAAACAGGAUUUGGUACUUUCCAAAACACGAUUUCACUCUCUCGACCUCGUGGACCAAGUUUCUUGUAGCGGAACAAGAGAGGACAGAUGGUAACAAGACCGGAACAGGAGUGUUUGAUAUAGAUGUAAGCAAGAUCGACGAAGGGUGGUUUAAGGAUCUGCCAUUUACAGACAUUGCUAUUGUCUCGGCUGCUCACUGGUUCUUCAGACCUAUAUUCAUUAACAGAGGAGACGAGUCGCUCGGUUGCAUCUACUGUAGCUCACCAAACGUGACUCAGAUUAGCCCUGACGAAGGGUUUAAGCUUGUUUACUCGGCGGUGUUUAAGCACAUUGACGAGUGCGAGAAAUGCAAGAGAGGUUUAGUCACUGUCAUGAGGACUAUCUCGCCUGCGCAUUUCGAGAACGGGACUUGGGAUACAGGAGGAUCUUGCGGCAGGAGGAGUCCUUUUGGUGAAGACAAAAUCGAUCUGCAGAGCAACGAAAUGAAGAUCAGGACGUCUCAGAUUGAACAGCUUGAAGGUUUAACGAAACGAGGCAACAAAGGAAAGAAGUUUGCGGUUUUGGAUGUGACUAAAGUUAUGCUGAUGAGACCAGAUGGACAUCCGAAUGGUCACUGGGGAAAUAAAUGGAUGAAAGGUUAUAAUGAUUGCGUCCACUGGUGUUUGCCUGGACCUAUUGAUGCUUGGAGCGAGUUUCUAAUGGCGAUAAUUAGUCAGUUAAGAUGA
Messenger RNA from Microthlaspi erraticum, 1239 nucleotides. The record is from the annotation of a GenBank genome assembly. Lineage: Eukaryota; Viridiplantae; Streptophyta; Magnoliopsida; Brassicales; Brassicaceae.